Messenger RNA from Prosopis cineraria, 1752 nucleotides. RefSeq names its product probable disease resistance protein At4g27220. Gene Ontology annotation, molecular function: ADP binding. NCBI's taxonomy places the organism in Eukaryota, Viridiplantae, Streptophyta, Magnoliopsida, Fabales, Fabaceae. The transcript is spliced from 5 exons. The record is from RefSeq and is a predicted model, not a curated record. Bases 1 to 1752 code for a protein of 583 amino acids.
AUGGACACUUUUGUCUCUGUUGUAACUGAUAUUUUGAGAAAGCUAGUGGAUGCCACGAUACAUGAAGCUUCUUAUUCUUUAUGCUUCACCAAGUAUAUCAAAGAGCUUGAAACAGAACAGCAUAAUUUGGAAUCCAAAAUCGGAGGCAUGGACUACUUUCCUUCUGAAGGUUUUGUGUGCUUUGAGAGUAGGCAAGUGGCAUAUGAUAGACUUAUAGAGGCAAUAAAAGAUGAACAAGUUCACAUGGUUGGAUUGUAUGGCAUGGGGGGAUGUGGCAAAAAAGUGGGUAAAGAAGCUGUGCAAUUUUUUGAUAAAGUCAUCUUUGUUGUUGUGUCCAACACUAUUGACGUUAGAAAAAUUCAAAGUGAAAUAGCAAGCCAGCUUGAUAAUAUGAAAUUGGAAGAGGAGGGGGGAUUGGGAAGAGCUAGACGCUUGUCAAUGAGGUUGACUGGUGGAGUAAAGUUUCUAAUUAUUUUGGAUGAUGUAUGGAGGACGCUUGAGUUUGAGAGGAUAGGGAUUCUUGUUGUUGAAGAUGGAAAGAGUUGCACUGUUCUUAUAUCAACGAGAAACGUUGAUGUAUGGGCAUUUGAUGAUAACUCAAUUUCCAUCAAAGGUUUGGCACAAGAAAUUACAAAAGAAUGUGGUGGUUUACCUAUUGCAAUUGCUGUUGUGGGUAGCAUGUUGAAAGGAAAACCUGAAUUUGAGUGGGAAGAAGCACUAAAAAACUUCAGAGAUUCAAGUCUAGUUGAUUUUGAAGAAGAUUCAAGAAACCCCUAUACUUGUCUUCAAUUAAGCUAUGAUAAGCUAGAAAAUGAAGUAGCCAAGUCACUUCUCUUGUUGUGUUCUGUAUUUCCUGAAGAUUAUGAAAUUCCAAUUGAUGAAUUAACGAUGAUUGGAGUAGGGCUAGGUUUUGUUGAAGUUCACUCAUACCAAAGGGCAAGGAACCAAGUACUUAUUAAAGGAAAAAAUAAGCUUAUGGAUUCUUGUUUGCUAAUAGAUGGAACUAGUGGUUGUGUCAAAUGGCAUGAUUUGAGCUAUUGUAUAGAUUUAGGGGAUGAUAAGAAUGACUUCUACCGGUUAAUGUUUCCUAUUUCAAAAAGUUUAUAUGUGAAAGAUGUUGAGAAAUGCAUGUCAAAUGCAACAAUUAAGGAUUUGAUGCAAAGAGCAGAGACACUAGAAUGCGUGAUUGACACAACACAUCAUUGGGGUCCAAUGGGAGUCAUCUCCAAUUUGACUGAACUAACCAUUAAAGGGUUGAAGAAUUUGAGAACUUUGUGUCGUGGCCAGGUUCCUUCAGGCCUUUUUGCGAAGUUAGAGUUCUUAGAGAUAUAUAAUUGUGAUUCACUUGAGCAUAUAAUAGCAGAUGAAGUGAAAGAGAUAGUUGCUGAUGGUAGUAAAUAUCAAAGGAGCAUCAGAUUUGCAUUUCCCAAAUUAAAAAGACUCAUAAUCACUGGGUGUGGUCAACUAGAAUACUUAAUGCCGGUCUCUUUAGCUCAUAGUCUUGCACAAUUGGAAUGUUUAUCCAUCGCAGAAGCUAAUAAAUUGAAGAGCUUGUUCAGCCCAUGCAUUUAUGAAGAUCCAAAUCUAGAUGAGUUUGAUAACGUUCAGUUUUUGGCUUUAAAUACUCUCUAUCUCUUUGACGUGCCAAACAUGGUAAGCAUUUGUCCGGAAAAUUAUCAUUUACAAUGGCCAUCUUUGAAAGAAUUGAGGGUGCAAAAUGUUCCACAAUUAAAGAUCAAGUCCAUCAAUUAG